Messenger RNA from Chelonoidis abingdonii (Abingdon island giant tortoise), 4216 nucleotides. The record is from RefSeq and is a predicted model, not a curated record. NCBI's taxonomy places the organism in Eukaryota, Metazoa, Chordata, Testudines, Testudinidae.
AGCCCUUGUACUAAUACUUUGCUCUCCUAUAGAAUGGUUCUAGCUCCUUAGGGAGGCACUGGGGGAACAGUGGAUGUUGAUAUUUAAUAUCUGUUUAGAGGGAAUAUUGUUUAGAGGGAACAUUUUCUAUAACUUCACAUCUCUGGGGGCUGGGCAGACACUCGGUGGUGGCUGCCAGUGGUCCCAUCAUGGGACUGCUGGGGAGGGCAGCAACCUCUUGUUUCUUCAGGCACCAUCCACAUUCAUCUCAGUAUUGCUCCCUGUGAUGUGCACAUCGAGGUGCCUUAAAAUCCAACUCUAGGACAGUCUGGAGAAAAGGAGUUGUGGAAAGAAUCCAACUGAAGAGAAAAUCCAAAUCGCUGAGGAAAAAGAUGCAGAUUGGAUCUCCAGUGCCCCAAGCUGCAACGAAAGGAAGAAGAGCCUAUAUACGAGGACAUGGCAACCGAGGGACCAUCGGAGGAUAGUGAUGUCGAGAACCAACCAAUAGACCCCGAGUCAUGGAAAGAUGGCGACGUUGUUACGAUAACCAAGCCGAGUCUGUACAAGAUUACUGCUCUGGUGUGUGACAAGUGGUCAACAGGUUGCUGAAACCAUGAUUGACGAAGCCCUCGCCGGUGGUGAUUUAGAAACAAACAACACAAACAGAGUGUGCAGCUACUGGUUGUCAACUGUAGAACCAAAAGAACCUGAUGAGGAAGGUACCACAGGGCCCGACGGUGCAUCAGCUGGGGAUGAUAAUGAUGAUGAUUCAGAAUCAGACAAAGGUACAAUUGAAACAUCUUCAGAGGAUGAAGAGGAUAAAGAGAGGUGACCUUUGAGCAGAAUAGCCGUGAUAUGCACCUGUUGUUUUUGCGUGAAGCAAGAUUUAAAAAAAGAGUCUGUAAAAAGUGGCUUGUGACCUUUAUUAGAAAUCUGCUCAUCACUCUGACAUGUUGGAUUUGUAAGAGAACACAGCUUCUCACCAUCUGAUAACCUGCAGAUAAUUAAAAAUGAGCAGCGGUUGCUCUAACUCAAGUAUUUGCCAACAACAGGCCCAGUAUCAUUAACCACCUCAUCCUGAUACACCAUACAUUAUGGUUCACAUCAAUCUAUUGAAAAAAUUAAUGUGUGGAAUCUUGUUGCUUGUGGUUCUGACUAUUUGUUUGUGGAGGGAAACAAGAAAAGGCUACUACAUUCCCUUCAAAACAGAAAGCAAAAGUUUUCAGAUUCCCAGAGCUCUGGGAAAAGGAGAUGUACUUACAACCCAUCUUCUUUCAAGCAAAGCUGUCAACGAGAAGGGCCAGUUAUCUGCUGCUUUGCCGGUCAAACUGAAUAAAGUAAAGGGCAUCAUCUCUUCAACCCCUCCAGGAAAUAAUGCAGUGGCAAAGUCCAAGAAAUCAUUGCUCUCUGUGAAUGUCUGGAAUGAGGACAAUUCAUCAAAGAAUCUCAUACCCAGGCUGCAAAAGGUCAAAAACAAUUACCUGGCCAUGAACAAGUACAAUGUGACUUACAAAGGGCAAAGGAAUACUGCCAAACUCAGUCCAGAGAAACUGCUGUGCCAGCUCCGGGACAGAGUGAAUGUGACAAUGAUCCAUGGGUCAGACGGUCCGUUCAAUACCUCUGAAUGGCAGAUGUAUCUACCAAGAAAAAACCUCAGCCAAGAAGUCGGCCACUUCCGUCAAUGCGCUGUCGUGUCUUCAGCAGGAUCUCUGAAGUUCUCGCAUCUGGGACCAGAGAUAGACAGCCACGAUGCAGUUUUGAGAUUUAAUGGGGCUCCUACCAUAGGGUUUCAGAAUGAUGUAGGAGAAAAGACAACAGUUCGCCUUGUUAAUUCCCAGCUUGUAACUGUGGAAGAACAGAAGUUCCUUACAGAUACAUUGUACAAUACUGGAAUCUUAAUUGUCUGGGAUCCAGCACCUUAUCAUGCCGAAAUUCAUGAGUGGUACAGAAAACCAGACUACAGCUUCUUUGUAAACUACAAGGCGUAUCGGACUAGACAUCCGGAACAGCCCUUUUAUAUCCUGAACCCAAAAAUGCAGUGGCAACUCUGGGAUAUUCUGCAAGAGAACUCGCUGGAGGACAUUCAGCCCAAUCCACCUUCUUCUGGAAUGCUUGGCAUUGUGAUCAUGAUGACCCUCUGUGAUGAAGUGAAUGUUUAUGAAUUCCUCCCUUCCAAACGACAGACAGACAUCUGCCACUAUUACCAGAGAUACCACGACCGCGCCUGCACCAUGGGUGCUUACCACCCACUGCUAUUUGAGAAAAACUUGGUGAAGCACAUUAACCAAGGCCAAAAUGAGUUAAUUUACACCCAUGGGAAAGUGACUUUGCCCGGUUUCAGAAACAUGCACUGUUAGCAAUUCAACUUCUACUGUGCAUAGAUACUUCUGUUGAUUUUCAAGACACUUUUAGAAGGCUAUUGUUGAGAUUGUUAGGGCUAAAGAUUGAUGUGCCCUUACAGUUCUUCCAUAAUUCACCCCUUACAUUAAGGAUUCCUGUGAUGCAACUUCUCCGAUCUGUACAAUAGCAGAAAUCAUUACACAUCCUCCACAAUUAUCCAAUAUCUAUUGUGUGAGAGAUUAGUGGGUCUGAGGGGCUGAGUACCUUCAGCUGCAGUUGGCCACCUGAGUUGGUAUCUAUGCAGUGUAAACCAACAUAUUGCUGGCGUCACUCCGCUGAACUCAGUGGAAUUAUGCCAGCAGAAUAUUUGGCCCAUUUUAAAAAAGAAUGGCUAAAAAUAAUCCCAUAGUUCUAGAAUCUUUAAAGACAGGCCUACGAUUAUGGACCCACUGUGAAGGUUGCCUGUUAAGACAGGCAGUAGUUCAACAAGUUAAAAUCUAUUACUCGAAUUAUAGUCCUAACGACCUCAAGAAACAGUCCUUUAUAUUCUGGAAUUGUGAUGGCGAUUCUGCCAAAUCAAGGAGGAAUUGUUCAGUGUCGAUUUGUUUUGGAAUUUUUACCUUUGUAAAAAUUAUGAUGUUCAGUGAAUUGCUAAAUUGAAUUUAAAUGUCUAGUGACCACUCAGUCAUGUUUGUUCAAUGUAGCAUCCUGUUAGGGACACAGGAUAUAUUAAUUCCAAAUCAUUUUGGGGAAGACUUUUGAAAGGCAUAAAUGGCAGUUUGCAAUGGUAAUGGGGGUUGGUGCCUAGUUGCCAUUGGACACUGUGGAAGUCUCCCCAUUAGUAAUUUAGGACAAUAAUGCUACAUAGUCACAAGCAACUAAAUAAGCCAUGGGGCUACUAGCCAGCCACAGACCAGAUCUAGGUUUCAUCAGCUAUCCAAGUUGACCUCUGUUAGCUAUUCCUGACAUUUAGAUAAUCUCUCUCACACACACACACAUACACUCUUUCCAAGUGCACAGAGAAUGAGCACAUUACGCUAUCUCUUGAAAUAGCAGCUGGGAAGGGGGAGCUGCACUCUGCUCUUCAAGCCAGUGCAAAAGGGAGGUGGGCAGAGCUUUGACUCCUUCCUGCCCCCUUGAUGUGAUUUUUGUCCCCAGAGUUCAUGAAAGGAGUAGUUUUUUUGAUUUCCCCUAGUCAUAGUUUUCCUUUGGUCUGAGCAGAGGGACACCUUGGUUUGUCUCCAUUCCCUCUGUUCACCUAUUCCAGAUCCACUAUCCCUUUUCUCAUGGUUCAGAUUCAUAGGAUCUUCGCUUCCAAGCUGAAGCCACCGGGUCACACUCUUCUGUUGCGUACAGUGGUGUAACCCUACUCAGGUCUGUGGCAUUGUGCCAGUGUAACCAUGGCUGGAACACCGGAUAGGAAGUACAAAUGCUCAACGAUGAUGUGCUGUUUCGUGAUCCUACCUAUAUAUACGUCAAAAUUGGAAUUAUUUAACUUUCCGUCGGUGAUGCCAUAUAUCUGGUUUUGAGUGAUAUGGGUUUUAAUGACUUUAGGUGCAGGAAGUAGAUGCUAAUUUUGCUGUCCAUAAUAUGCAUCCUUGUGGCAGGAAAACAGUUGCACAGCAACAGACUUUGUCCCCAUUGUGAAGAAUUCUGCCUUCUGUUAAACUUGUAUGUCCCACUGGAUUCAUGGGAGAGCUUGGUCACCAUUGAUCUGGAUCUACAGAGGAACCCUUUCAUCCCAUAUGAAGACCAGUUGAUUUUAGUAGGGCUCUGUGCAGAACCAGUUGUGAGAUCAGGGCUUAACUGAAUAAAGUACUAGUGAGAAAAUUUGCAUAAUGGUACUUGUAAAAUGAGAAUUCCUACUGCUUUUAAUAAAACCUUGUGCACAUCAUAG